UGCCUCUAUCGGGUGCGAGACCCUCUGCCCGCCUCCCCGGCUCUCCACCUGCGCGCCUUCCCCCAGCUCGUCCCCUCCCCCGGCUCUGCGCCGGCGCGGUGCCCUCCGGGGCGCGCGGGGAGCCCGCGAAGCGCAUGCGUGGUACGGGGCCCGCCGCUGCUCAGGUUUUGCCGCCGCCGCCGCCGCUGUUGCCGCCUCCCUGCCGGCAAGUGUGGGAAGGAGGAACUGAGGGCCACCGCCGCCGUUGCCGCCAUGGGGAGGAAGUCGAGCAAAGCAAAGGAGAAGAAACAGAAGCGGUUGGAAGAGCGGGCAGCCAUGGAUGCCGUCUGUGCCAAAGUGGACGCUGCCAACAGGCUCGGAGACCCGUUAGAGGCCUUCCCCGUGUUCAAGAAAUACGAUCGGAAUGGGCUCAACGUCUCCAUUGAGUGUAAGCGCGUGUCCGGCCUGGCGCCCGCCACCGUGGAUUGGGCCUUCGACCUGACCAAGACCAACAUGCAGGCCAUGUAUGAGCAGAGCGAGUGGGGCUGGAAGGACCGAGAGAAACGCGAGGAGAUGACAGAUGACCGAGCCUGGUACCUCAUCGCUUGGGAAAACAGUUCCGUCCCUGUGGCCUUUUCUCACUUCCGGUUUGACGUGGAGUGUGGAGAUGAAGUCCUGUACUGCUACGAGGUGCAGCUGGAGAGCAAGGUGCGGCGGAAAGGCCUGGGGAAAUUCCUCAUACAGAUCCUGCAGCUCAUGGCCAACAGCACACAGAUGAAGAAAGUUAUGUUAACGGUAUUUAAGCACAAUCAUGGCGCCUACCAGUUCUUCAGAGAAGCGCUACAAUUUGAGAUCGACGACUCCUCCCCGAGCAUGUCCGGUUGCUGUGGGGAGGACUGCUCCUAUGAGAUCCUGAGCCGGAGGACCAAGUUUGGGGACAGCCAGCACUCCCAUGCGGGCGGGCACUGUGGUGGCUGCUGCCACUGAACUCCCAGACCAGGACGCCCCUCCCAGGCCGGUCCUCCCCGUCUCAUGCCGCCUGCUGGCUGCCCUCAGAGCUGUGGCCUCCUCAGCCCUGCCUGUGCCGGGCUGCCCCCUGAGAGCGCACAGCCCCGGGGAGGAGCGGUCCGCGCUGCCCCUCCUGCUCUCUCCUAGAAGAGCGGGGGCCGGGAGGGAGCAGAGAGGAGAGGAUGCUGCCAGAAGAGGCGGCGGCGGCCUGGGCAUGAGGCGCGGCCUCUCACAGUGGCCGCCUUCUCACGCGGCUCUUGCGCCCUUGGGUGGGAUUCUCCGAUGUCCCUCCAGCUGGACUCGUGACAAGCCCCCUCCCCACCACACCCACAGCUGGACAGAUGGAGUGUUUAUACCCACCUUUAUGAAAGGCCUGGAGCCCUGGGUCAGGGUCUGGCUGGUUCCCAAAGAGGAUGGACUCGGGGCAGGUCUGAGCGUAGAGAGAGGCUUCAGAGAGACUCCUGUGUCCUGGGUGGGACGCUGUGAUGGAGACCUGGGAAGGUCCUUGGUGCCGAGACACAGGGAAGCGGGGUGGGGGGGUCUCUUUCGGCUGUGCCUUUAUGGACCCACAGGUAGCGUGGACUUGGCCCCGGGGACCAGCCGACUCCGGCAGGAAGGCUGCUUCCUUCUCCAUUGCUGUCAGGGAGGGGCCGAGAGGACCAGGAACAGGCCGUGGGGCCUGCCGUGGGGACCGUGGCUUCUCUGCCUGCAUCCUGAGCUUCACCUCUUGAUCUCCUAGAAAAAAGCCUCUCUUCUCCAUCACCUCUCGCCACUUUCUCCCCUGCCUCUCACCCCACCCCAGGUACCCCUGUUCUUACUCUCAAGGGGGGAAUUACAUCAGGGAGCUCCUUCUCUUCCCCCAGAGGGACCCCUUGUUCUUGGCUUACUUAAUGCCGUUUCUGCUCACGUCUUGGUGCUGUUAGCUCUCUGAAGGUGGCGUACCCCUCCCCGCCGCCACUCCCUAUUCAGAGAGCCCCCAGCCAGCAGCAGGCCCCUCUGCCUGCCCUCCCUAGCCUCGCGCCUCACUGCCUCAGUGAGGCACUGGUGCCACUGCCCUGGCUGGCAGCGCAGGCUGCAGCAGGUAUGCCUCUCGGUGGCGGGACAGCUGCUUUUCUCUCUGGGAUCACCUGUGGCAGCAGGCGGGCGCCGGGAGGUGGCUAAAGAGGGUGCAGGGUCAGAGCAUGGACUCACCCUGGUCGUCAGACCUUGUUCCCCUUCCAGGGAAGAAAUGACCAAAUCCUUAUCCAGGAAAAAGCACCUAACGCCUCCCCUGGGACGGCCUUGAGCUCUGCUUUAGGGAGCGUCUCAGGCUCUGCCUUGGUGAGGUUGCUCCCCAGGUCUGUGGGUCCUUCUGACCUCACGCCCCACCUCUGCCCUGACUCAGGCCGCCUCUGCCGGCGGGUCUCCCCAGAGCUGUUCCUGCUUCUCCCCCAGGUCCCUGCCUGUGCAGGACCUGUGCACGUGGCCUCCUUCCCCCAGCCCCGCCCUCUGCUGAGCUCCCCGAUUGCUCCUGACUCGCUGGCAGGAUGUGGCGCUCCCUCGGAGAGGGCCUCGAAGCUUUACACUGGAAUAAGCCCACCUUUGCCCUGCCCUGCGGGCUCUGGGGGAUUCUACCCCAGGGGAGUUCUCCUUGCUGGGAGGGCAUUGCAGGGCUCCUUCCAAGAAUCAUGGCACGACAGAAGCAUAUUCAAAGUUUUUCCUCUGAUCCCUGCUGUCUCUCAAAGGACGCAGAAUGAUGAGUAUUUAUUGUCUUAGAUCCUGGAUUUCUAAUACCUCCCACUCAAGGGGACCAAAAGGGCCCCCAAGUGUCAAUCCCACAUAAGGUGAGUUCAGUGUACGUGUCUCUUUCCCCUUGUCGGCCACCUGGCACCGAGCCCAUGGUUAGGUGGGCACAUGGUGCUGGGCCCUGCUCGUCUGGCCGCCUCGGCCACUUCCCAAGAGCCGCUGGGGGGUCCGGCCAGGUGAGGAGGCGCUCCUGAGACCCGCGGUUCAUCCUGUUGUUGGUGUUGCAGUUCUCAGCCAGCAGCCUCUCCUUUUCCUCAGAAUCUUGGUUUUGAGAAACAGCAGGCCUUUUGUACCAGGCUUUUUGGUUUACUGGGGGCAUGUUCAAAUGUUAAUUUUGAGAUUUGUUUUUCAGUUGUGUCCACCCUGUUUCGGGAUCUUUUCAUUGAUGUCAGAUGUUUAUAUCACAUGCGUAUGUUCUUUUUAACCCUUCCUGGUUUGUUUUAGAGGAAAGUUUGAAGAUAAACCUCUUGUUGAUAUAUUUUUUUCUUUAGUAACUUGUUAUCACUGGAAUCGAAGGAAAAAGUGAUCUCUUUUUGCGUUGGUGGUAUUUGUAUGUCACAAAUAAAAGACACUUUGUUCA
Molecule: messenger RNA, 3352 nt
Organism: Phacochoerus africanus (Common warthog)
Lineage: Eukaryota; Metazoa; Chordata; Mammalia; Artiodactyla; Suidae
Gene: NAA40
Product: N-alpha-acetyltransferase 40, NatD catalytic subunit
Exons: 8
Coding region: 253-966 (237 amino acids)
Cellular component (GO): nucleus
Molecular function (GO): histone H2A acetyltransferase activity; protein N-terminal-serine acetyltransferase activity; histone H4 acetyltransferase activity
Source: RefSeq, a predicted model, not a curated record